UGAUAAAAACCUUUAAUAAAAAACAAAAUUUCCCCCCUUAGCCUCUCCGUUUAUCACCCACCCGACCUAACCUCUUCGAAUCCAAUCGUCCAAAAAAAUCUCUCCGAACCUAAAAUCUUCCCCUUAUGCCAACAGCAAGAAUCAAACUUGGGCUCAUCAGUUAUAGCACUCUCUCUCGUGUGCUUUGUCCAUGGCUUUCCCCAGCGAUACUCUCCCUCAAUUGCUCGUCUGCUGUCGGCGGCCAGGUUGGUCGAUUAACUCAGCUUGGGGUUAUCAGGGCCCAAAUUCUGAAUUCUACUUACAGUACAGUGGUGCAAGCUCAAAUAUCUAACCAAAGAACUGCUACAGCGAUGGUUUCAUUGGAGGAUCAACACAACCACCAAAACAGUUACUAUCCAGAGAAAAAUGCUGGUGGCGAGAAAAGGGGCCAAAUUGGAUGGAAUGUUUCUAGAAAGGAUAAAGUUAACUUUCUUGUAAGAACUCUUCUUGAUCUCAAUGACAGUAAGGAGGCUGUUUAUGGUACUCUUGAUGGAUGGGUUGCUUGGGAGCAAGACUUUCCCAUUGGAAAAAUUAGGAUGGCAUUGACUUGUCUUGAGAAGGAACAGCAGUGGCAUAGAAUUGUUCAGGUAAUUAAAUGGAUGCUAAGCAAGGGACAGGGAAACACAAUGGGAACAUAUGGGCAACUAAUACGAGCUUUAGAUAUGGACCAAAGACCAGAAGAAGCACUCAAGUUUUGGAACAAGAAGAUUGGCAUUGAUCUGCAUUCAGUUCCAUGGCAGUUAUGCAAAAGCAUGAUAGGUAUAUACUACCGAAACAACAUGUUGGAGAGUCUUGUAAAGCUUUUUGAGGGCCUGGAAGCUUUUGAUCGCAAACCUCCCGUGAAAUCAAUAGUCCAGAGAGUGGCAGAUGCAUAUGAGAUGUUAGGCAGGAUUGAAGAAAAAGAAAGGGUGUUGCAGAAGUACAACCAUCUUUUCACAGAAAAUGCAUCACUCAAGAAAUCUAGAGAGGCCUCGGCUAAGAAAAAGAAGAAACUUGGUUAGAAUAGAACUUCUGAUUAAUGAUUUAAACUAGUCGGUCAAUCACUACGACAAAUGAAUACUUCUGUAUAUGCGUUUUUGAUAUCUAGUGGGAAGGCAAACAAAAUUGUAUAAAUUGUUAAGUGAAAUAUCAUUUUGAGAAUUAGGGCGUUUGAGCCUCUGUUGGUAUA
Prunus mume (Japanese apricot) is the source of this 1207-nucleotide messenger RNA. RefSeq names its product PPR containing-like protein. Lineage: Eukaryota; Viridiplantae; Streptophyta; Magnoliopsida; Rosales; Rosaceae. The record is from RefSeq and is a predicted model, not a curated record. Gene Ontology annotation, molecular function: protein binding.